CUAAACGAAUCCGUCGCUGUGUCUUCUUUACCGGACACCGGAGCUGAGUGACGAGCACGCGCAUGCUGGACGCGCAUUUCAACGACGGUGAUGGACUUCAGAGCAGAUGAGGAUUUGGAGGAGCUUUGCCCGGUGUGUGGAGAUAAAGUGUCCGGAUAUCAUUACGGCCUUCUGACCUGCGAAAGUUGUAAGGGUUUCUUCAAGAGGACGGUUCAGAAUAACAAGAGAUACACGUGCACACAGAACCAGGACUGCGGCAUCGACAAAACCCAGAGGAAAAGAUGUCCGUUCUGCCGCUUCCAGAAGUGUCUGAGUGUCGGCAUGAGACUCGAGGCUGUGCGUGCAGACCGGAUGAGAGGUGGAAGAAAUAAGUUCGGCCCAAUGUACAAGCGAGACCGAGCCCUGAAGCAGCAGAAGCGAGCUUUAAUCAGAGCUAGCGGCUUCAAACUAGAGGCUAACGGGACGCUGCAGACGGAGUUCGGUUCUGUGGGUCUGCAGUCUCCAUAUGACUGUCCUCCGCCUGCUCUCGGAGUCGCUCUGCAGAAUUACGGCUCAUUCCCGGCACAGUAUCAGUACACGGCUCCAUCUCUACCCAAAUCCAUCAAAGCAGAGUACCCGGACGCAUACUCCAGCUCUCCGGACUCCACGCUGGGAUACUCGUACGCUGAUGGAUGCCUGAGCGCUUCACCACACAGCGUCUCCAUAAACCCUGCGCUGCCGCCGCUCGUGCUGGAGCUACAGAGCUGCGACCCGGAUCAGGAGCAGGUGAGAGGAAAGAUCUGUGCGUAUCUCCACCAGGAGCAGAGCGGCAGAGGAAAGCUGGAGAAAUCUCGACCCUUCAGCCUGCUGUGUGUCAUGGCCGACCAGACGCUCUUCUCUAUCGUGGAGUGGGCGAGAAGCUGUGUCUUCUUCAAGGAACUAAAGGUGGGUGAUCAGAUGCGUCUGCUGCACAACUGCUGGAGCGAGCUGCUGCUUCUGGAUCACAUCUGCAGACAGGUGCAUCAUGGGAGAGACGGCAGCCUGCUGCUCAUCACAGGACAGGAGGUGGAGCUGUCAGCAGCGUUGGACGCUGGUCCUCCUCUGUCCAGCAUGGUUGAGCGAGGGCAGGAUCUGUCCCGCCGGCUCCAGCUGCUGCAGGUGGACAGCAGAGAGAUGGCCUGUCUGAAGUUCCUCAUCCUCUUCAACCCCAACGUGAAGCUCCUGGAGAACCCGCAGUUUGUGGAGAGCGUUCAGGAGCAGGUGAACGGGGCUCUGCUGGAGUACACACUCUUCUCGUACCCGCAGUGUGUGGAGCGCUUCAGUCAGCUGAUCCUGCGGCUGCCCGAGCUGCGUUCGCUGAGCGCCGAGGCCGAAGAUUUCCUCUGCUACAAACACCUGUGUGGAGAAGUGCCCUGCAACAACCUGCUGAUCGAGAUGCUGCACGCCAAGAGGUCCAGCGCACAGUGAACACACACACAUAGACAUGCUUUUCACACGUUUGG
This is a messenger RNA of Danio aesculapii, 1481 nucleotides long. It is a transcript of the gene nr5a1a, whose product is annotated as nuclear receptor subfamily 5, group A, member 1a. Gene Ontology annotation, biological process: tissue development; hormone-mediated signaling pathway; regulation of transcription by RNA polymerase II. The coding region runs from base 91 to 1446 and encodes 451 amino acids. The transcript is spliced from 8 exons. NCBI's taxonomy places the organism in Eukaryota, Metazoa, Chordata, Actinopteri, Cypriniformes, Danionidae. The record is from RefSeq and is a predicted model, not a curated record. Gene Ontology annotation, cellular component: RNA polymerase II transcription regulator complex. Gene Ontology annotation, molecular function: zinc ion binding; RNA polymerase II cis-regulatory region sequence-specific DNA binding; nuclear receptor activity.